UAGUUACAUCACUAGAUCGGCGUCGCGUUUGUUGUUUUACUUUAUUUAGUUCGUUUGGUAGAAAACUAACUUUAAAUCUGAGUUUUUAAACGAAAUCCAAAUAAAAUACAAAAUAUAAACAACGCGUACAUUGACUAAGUGCCGCACGCCCAGGUGGCCAAUCGUUAUUUUGCUUGCAAAAUAUAUAAAGAAAGCUCUUUAGCCAUGGCAACCGACACUGUGCCCAACACCGAAAACUUUAAUCUCGCCAAUGGCGAGGAGGAUGUUAUAUGCCCCACUUGUGAUGCGAAAAUUAAACGCAGCCAAGUAGCCGAUCAUUGCCAAGUUGAAAUGGACCGAUUACACAGAAUGCAGCUGCGGUCGACACAGAUAGCGGCGGCGGCUGACAAUUCAGCUCCUGCGUCCACCACUAACACCACAACUACAACAUCACAAACACAAUCGGCUGCUGCCACUGCUGAGGGUGGUGGCCAACGAAGACCAUGGAGUGUAUUCCAGCGUGUACAACGCAACCGACAGGCACGACAGCGACAAAGAACCCGCAAGCGACCCACUCCUCCACCACCCCCACCAACUCAACCACCAGCAACAGCAGCAGAUGAUACUGCUGGGUCUAGCCAGGCGGCCGAAACCACCUGCAGCUGUCCCGUCUGCAACAAAAGUUUCCCCCAGACAGAUAUACAAGAGCAUGUGCAUCAGUGCCUGCGUGCCGGUGGGCGCAACGGAGAACGGCAUUCCAGUGAUGAUGAUGAUGACAGCGAUGAGUACGAGGAAUACGAGUGGGCUGGACAGAAACGUAUACGCGUAUCGACGCUCGUCCAGGGCGGUUAUGCAGCGUUGAAUCUUGGACAGACCAUCAAGUACAACGGUGCGCAGCAGACAAACAACGAUGAUGAGGACGACGUCAAUGUGGAUGAGGAUGAUACACAUAUAUAUGGACCGACGCAAUAUGGUGAAGCAGACGUCAUUCCACUAGCCAAUGAGGAUGCUGAAGAAGGCGGUGUCUCAGAAGCGGAUGUUACCAGUUAUGUACGUCGUCUAAUAUCAUCCAAUGAUACACCGAAAAGCAACAAUGCCCGCGAAACGACUGAUGAGGUGAAUGAUGAGGCCAGCCAGGCCCCAUCCACAUCUGGACAACAGAAAGAACCAGCGGCAUCUACAUCGCGUAGCAGCAACAGCACCAACAACAAUACAUCGUCGCAGAUCAUUGAGUCCUUAAAGGCGCGCCUGCGUAUGUACGAGAAGCAGGCUCAGAGCAAACUCAAAUGCUUGAUCUGCAUUGACGACUACAAGAAUCCUGCCAUCUCAGUGUCCUGCUGGCAUGUCCACUGUGAGCAGUGCUGGCUGCAGACGCUGGGUGCGCGCAAGCUUUGUCCGCAAUGCAAUUCCAUAACUACGCCAAAAGAUUUAAGACGCAUUUACCUAUGAAUGGAGUUAGUUCUAGCUGUAUGUAGAGGUUCGCCAACAGCAACUGUUAUGACUUAUAAUGUUUGCUAAAGUAGCUUAUUACAGACUUAUUAAACUUAGUUUUAGUUGAAACUCCCAAUUAUUUAUACAGAUUGUAAUUUAACGCAGCUAUGAUUAUCAUACGUGACAUAACAA
Molecule: messenger RNA, 1602 nt
Organism: Drosophila hydei
Lineage: Eukaryota; Metazoa; Arthropoda; Insecta; Diptera; Drosophilidae
Gene: RNF220
Product: E3 ubiquitin-protein ligase Rnf220
Exons: 1
Coding region: 205-1428 (407 amino acids)
Biological process (GO): protein ubiquitination
Molecular function (GO): metal ion binding; ubiquitin protein ligase activity
Source: RefSeq, a predicted model, not a curated record